AACAUGAAUUUUAAAAAUGUAAAAAAUGAUCAGGAUUUGAUCCAGUGAUUUUAUCACACUUGUGAUUUGUGAUCAUGCGCAUAUCAGCUCAUCUGUGGUGACUGGGUGAUUGUGAUGAGCUGUGAUUAGCUGUGAUCUGUGGACUUGAUUUCUUGAUUAGAGAUUUUAUAACCUAUUUGUUUUAAUGUUGAUUUUUUAAUUUAAGAACUGUGCAAUACUCUCGUUAUCUUCAUCUCAAUAAUUUUUAAAAAUGGUGAAUAGUUUAGACAAAUUAGUUAAGGUAUGGAAAAUUGGUAAACUGGAUUACUGCCAAGGACUAAAACUUCAAAAACAUUUAUCUACUCUUCACAAUGAUGUAGAAAAUAGAAUUAAAAAUACGUUGCUCUGUUUAGAACAUUCACCUGUGUAUACUGUUGGAAUCCGUUCCAAUCAGUACACCGUACAUGAAGAAAAUGAACUAAGAAAAAAAGGUGCAGAGUUCCAUCGAACAAAUAGAGGUGGUUUAAUAACUUUUCAUGGACCUGGACAGUUAGUUGUAUACCCUAUUUUAAAUCUAAAACAUUUUAAACCAAGCAUGCGAUGGUACGUUUGUCAAAUUGAGAAAACCGUGAUAAAUUUGUGUAAAAAAUUUUAUUUACACGCAGAAACUUCGCCUCAUACUGGAGUUUGGAUUGGCGAUAAUAAAAUUUGCGCUAUAGGUAUUCACGGUAGUCGUUUUAUUACGACGCACGGUUUGGCAUUGAACUGUAACACGGAUUUAAAGUGGUUUGAUCAUAUUGUUCCUUGCGGAAUUGAAGGGAAAGGAGUUACAAGUCUAUCUAGGGAAUUACAAAGGAAUGUAACUGUAGAUGAAGUGAUACCUGAGUUUAUCAAAAGUUUCCGUUCUGUGUUCGAUUGUGAUACAACUGAUAUAUCUGAGCAGGAAGCUCAAAGUAUUUUGAGUCAACUUAAAAGUGGGCCAGAAGUGGUACAGAAUUUAGGAUAAAUUUAUUUUUGUAUAUAUAUUUUAUGUAACACUUUAAUUAGAACAUUUUUAAAUUGUGUUUAUUGAGC
Sitophilus oryzae (rice weevil) is the source of this 1053-nucleotide messenger RNA. It is a transcript of the gene Lipt2, whose product is annotated as putative lipoyltransferase 2, mitochondrial. Gene Ontology annotation, molecular function: lipoyl(octanoyl) transferase activity. NCBI's taxonomy places the organism in Eukaryota, Metazoa, Arthropoda, Insecta, Coleoptera, Curculionidae. The transcript has 3 exons. Gene Ontology annotation, cellular component: mitochondrion. Bases 251 to 985 code for a protein of 244 amino acids. The record is from RefSeq and is a predicted model, not a curated record. Gene Ontology annotation, biological process: protein lipoylation.